Messenger RNA from Condylura cristata (star-nosed mole), 2249 nucleotides. RefSeq names its product dystrobrevin, beta (gene DTNB). Bases 21 to 1904 code for a protein of 627 amino acids. Gene Ontology annotation, cellular component: plasma membrane; synapse. Gene Ontology annotation, biological process: synaptic signaling. The record is from RefSeq and is a predicted model, not a curated record. Gene Ontology annotation, molecular function: zinc ion binding. The transcript is spliced from 21 exons. NCBI's taxonomy places the organism in Eukaryota, Metazoa, Chordata, Mammalia, Eulipotyphla, Talpidae.
UCAACCAGAAGCCGCCCAGGAUGAUUGAGGAAAGCACAAAUAAGCGGAAGACCAUGGCGGAGAAGAGGCAGCUGUUCAUAGAAAUGCGUGCUCAGAAUUUUGAUGUCAUACGACUGUCAACAUACAGAACAGCUUGCAAAUUACGAUUUGUGCAAAAACGCUGCAACCUCCAUCUUGUUGAUAUCUGGAACAUGAUUGAAGCCUUCCGAGACAAUGGCCUUAACACACUGGACCACUCCACUGAGAUCAGCGUGUCCCGCCUGGAGACCGUCAUCUCAUCCAUCUACUACCAGCUGAACAAGCGCUUGCCUUCCACUCACCAGAUCAGCGUGGAGCAGUCCAUCAGCCUCCUCCUUAACUUUAUGAUUGCUGCUUAUGACAGUGAGGGCCGAGGCAAGCUGACGGUAUUUUCAGUUAAAGCUAUGUUAGCAACCAUGUGUGGUGGGAAAAUGCUGGACAAACUGAGAUAUGUUUUCUCCCAGAUGUCAGAUUCCAAUGGCUUAAUGAUAUUUAGCAAGUUUGACCAGUUUCUGAAGGAAGUUCUGAAGCUCCCAACAGCUGUCUUUGAAGGGCCAUCUUUUGGUUACACAGAGCACUCUGUCCGCACCUGUUUCCCUCAGCAGAAAAAGAUAAUGCUCAAUAUGUUUUUAGACACGAUGAUGGCCGACCCGCCGCCCCAGUGCCUUGUCUGGCUGCCUCUCAUUCACAGGCUCGCCCACGUGGAGAAUGUCUUCCACCCCGUCGAGUGCUCCUACUGCCGCCGCGAGAGCAUGAUGGGCUUCCGCUACCGCUGCCAGCAGUGCCACGGCUACCAGCUCUGCCAGAGCUGCUUCUGGCGCGGCCACGCCAGCGGCCCCCACAGCAACCAGCACCAGAUGAAGGAGCACUCCUCCUGGAAAUCCCCUGCAAAGAAGCUGAGCCAUGCAAUUAGUAAAUCUUUGGGGUGUGUACCCACCAGAGAACCCCCACAUCCUGUUUUUCCUGAGCAACCAGAGAAACCACUUGACCUUGCAAAUAUAGUCCCUCCUCGCCCUCUGACGAAUAGCAGCGACACCAUGGUGAGCCACUUGCCCACCGGGGCACCCACUCCCACCAAGAGGUUACAGUACAGCCAGUGUGAGACAGGACACUUGGCCGAUGAGCAUGCGCUGAUAGCCUCCUAUGUGGCCCGUCUGCAGCACUGUGCACGUGUCCUGGACAGCCCUAGCCGACUGGACGAGGAACACCGGCUUAUUGCUCGCUACGCCGCCCGGCUGGCUGCCGAGGCAGGAAACGCGACUCGUCCACCCACUGACCUGAGCUUUAACUUUGAUGCCAACAAGCAACAAAGACAGCUUAUUGCAGAACUGGAGAACAAAAACAGAGAGAUCCUGCAGGAGAUUCAGCGUCUCCGUCUGGAGCACGAACAGGCUUCCCAGCCCACCCCUGAGAAGGCCCAGCAGAACCCCACAUUGCUGGCAGAGCUGCGGCUGCUGAGGCAACGGAAGGAUGAGCUGGAGCAAAGGAUGUCGGCGCUGCAGGAGAGCAGGAGGGAGCUGAUGGUCCAGCUGGAAGGGCUGAUGAAGCUGCUGAAGGAGGAAGAGCAAAAGCAGGCAGCUCAGGCCGCAGCAUCACCACACACAUCCCCGACGCACGGAGGCGGCCGCCCGAUGCCCAUGCCCGUCCGCUCCACGUCGGCCGGCUCCACCCCCACGCACUGCCCGCAGGACCCGCUGGGCGGAGUGGGGGGCGACAUGCAGGAGGCCUUUGCACAAGGUACGAGGAGAAACCUCCGCAAUGACCUGCUGGUGGCUGCGGACUCCAUCACCAACACCAUGUCGUCCCUGGUGAAGGAGCUCCACUCAGCUGAGGAAGGUGCAGAGGAAGAAGAGGAGAAGAUGCAGAAUGGGAAAGACAGAGGUUAGCGGAGGAGCCGGGCGGCGGAGGAAGCUCGGCUCAGGGGACGCGGACCAAGCUGGCAUCGGGGAGAGGAAGGCGGGGUCCACCCCCGGAGCCGCAUUCCUGCCUGUCUUUCUGCCAAACAGCUGGACCAGGCCUGAGGCUGCCAGACGUCACCACCCGCCAGGGAGAGGGGAGCCCCAGCCCUGGGCGCGGGAGGGGCCGCGACGGGCCGGCGCAGCUGGUGGGCCUCCCUGCCCAGUCCUGCAUGAACUAGCAGCACCAUCACCCCCCUCAGGGCAUGGUCUCAUCUCUGCCACAGGAAUUUACCGGGAGGUUGAAAAGAGAAAAGAAACAGCACGAGUCUCCUG